Molecule: messenger RNA, 2148 nt
Organism: Baudoinia panamericana UAMH 10762
Lineage: Eukaryota; Fungi; Ascomycota; Dothideomycetes; Mycosphaerellales; Teratosphaeriaceae
Exons: 6
Coding region: 409-1944 (511 amino acids)
Molecular function (GO): monooxygenase activity; oxidoreductase activity, acting on paired donors, with incorporation or reduction of molecular oxygen; iron ion binding
Source: RefSeq, a predicted model, not a curated record
CAUUCCAGGCUUCCAGCUCUACUAAGCUGUCUUCAUGGCAGCCGAGCUUCGGGUCUCAUGGUGCUGUAAAUGGUGGACGAGUCACCACAGCAACAGGCGCAAGUGCAUAUCUGCAUACAUCACGUCAGCUAGGUGGUGCAGCGAGGGCGCCUUUCGCUCACCGCAGCAGAUCCGGUGCUAUUUGUCAAGAAAGCGCUUACACUUGCCUAUUGUCGCCACAUAAGCAUCCCGUUGCAGGCUUGAGUGUAGCCAUCUAUUGAAGAGAGCGGCAUUUGCGCAUGGGAAAUCAAUUCUCGCGUGGACGCAGAUACUGCUCUGGCGUUGAUAUCUCAGAUCAUUCAACAUGCUCCCUUCGUGGUGGUAGUCCUGUUAGUACCGUCGACCACCAGUUCGUCCUGUACGCUCAGCAUGGAGUCUUCUGGGGGCCGACCGCUUCUACAACAAACAGUCGUGCUGGUCGUAAUACUCUUCGUACUCUGUUUGGCCCUACAAUGCCUGUACGACAUCUUUCUUCACCCUCUGCGCAAGUUUCCAGGACCCCGGCUGGCUGCUGUCGGAAGAUGGUACGAGUUCUACUUCGACGUCGUCAGGGACGGAUCGUAUCUCUGGGAGAUCGAGCGGAUGCACGGCAUGUAUGGACCGGUUGUGCGAAUCAACUCACGGUGUCUUCAUAUCCAUGACCCGCAAUACUACGCGACAGUCUAUGCUGGUAGCAACAGGAAGACCAACAAGGAAUGGGCUUCUGUUGCUGGCUACACUUUCCCGCACUCUACGCUGCAAACAAUCGACCACGACUUGCACCGCAAGCGGCGAGCUGUUAUUAACCCGUAUUUCGGCAAACGGGCGGUGACUGCACUCGAGCCGACCAUCAACGAGAGGGUCGAGGUUCUGUGCUCGCGCCUUGUGGAGUUGAAGGGCAAGCCUGAUGGUAUUAACCUGACAGCUGCAUUUGCUGCUUUGGCUGGAGAUGUGAUCAACUUCCAUUUUUACGGCUCCCAUCUUGACACCGUCAGCGCGGAAGACUUCCACUUCCCUUACCGAGAAGCAAUUGAUGAGCUGCUCAACAUCUAUAACAUUACUCGCUUCUUGCCGUUCGAUCCCGCCUUGUUGAAGAGACUCCCCAACUCGGUAUUGGAUUGGAUUGUGCCAAGCUUCGCUCCGGUGCUGACAGCCCGGAAUGAGCAGAGGAUGAGGGUACAGACGGCGAUAGAACAAAUGGAGAGAGCCGGGAAGGCGUCUAGAGGUGUCAUUGUAAGCGCAUUACUCGACGAUAAGGUCCCGGCCGCAGAGAAGGAUGUGGAGAGGCUGCUCGAUGAAGGCGAGACGAUUAUCGGCGCGGGUAUCGAUACUACGGCAAGGGCACUGAGUGUGGCAACAUUCCACCUUCUGAACGACAAGUCGCAUCUUCGUAGGCUUCGAGCGGCCCUGAAGGAUCAGCGUAACGAUAGAGACAAGGCAUGGUCAGCCGCCGAGCUUGAAGCUAUACCAUUCAUGAGGGCCGUUGUACAGGAGGCACUGCGCCUGACCUAUAGUAUCGUCAGCCGAAUACCUCGAAUCGCUACCGAAGAGGCUCUCGCGUACAACGAGUACAAUAUCCCACCUGGUACACCAGUCAGCCAGUCAACAUACCUAAUCAACAAUGAUCCGACUAUCUUCCCGAAUCCGCACAUGUUCGAUCCCGAUCGUUGGCUUCGAGCUGAGCAGGAGGGCGUUCAUCUUGACAAAUAUAUGGUCAGCUUCAGCAAGGGCACACGCGCUUGCCUAGGUAUGAAUUUGGCGUAUGCGGCGCUGUACAUUACCAUCGCGAAGUUUGCGAGCAGUCUGGACAUGGACUUGGUUGGAACAACAGCAGAGAACAUCCAAGUCGGCCGCACGCGCCUGCUGGGCUUCCCAAAGGCAGGGAAGUUUGCCGUACAUGUCGGUCGUAUUCAGGUGGCAGUGUAGUGGGCUGUUGCAAUGUAGACCGACAGACAGUCGAUCGAACGAUGUUCAUCCUCAUGCCAGAACGCGAGUUACUAUGGCCGUGUCCAUAGCCUCAAACUAUUAAGAGCCACUUGGCUGUUGUUUAGUAGCCAUUUCUGUGUAGUGUCCGUAUCCGGGAAGCGUACUGCCAAGAUGGUGUACGCUUUGAGCAGUUCGCCUUGACAC